AUGCUACGAAGUCUACCGGCUCGGAAGCCACCUGGAAGACCUCGAAAGAAGACCAAGUGUCUCGCGCAGGAUGGCCCUCGGAAGUCCCAGUACUCGGUAGACGCGCUCAUCAAGCGGCUGGUUGACAAGCCUGCAUGUGUGAUUAACUGGAGCAUCUUACAGGUGUGGACGACCACUGACGAAGACGGCGAGGAAACGGAGCUCAACUUUGUUGGGAAAAUCAAGCCCCCAUUCACUCGCGGAGGCAAGCGGUACGGGAAGGUCGAGUACGAUGACCGCGAGGAAGUUGACACACUGGGCGUGGAAGGAUUAGCGAUGGCGAUCAACUACUCCUUCCAGAUGGGCCACAACAUCGUGCCAAGCUAA
Messenger RNA from Phytophthora sojae, 366 nucleotides. RefSeq lists its product as hypothetical. The record is from RefSeq and is a predicted model, not a curated record. The transcript has a single exon. NCBI's taxonomy places the organism in Eukaryota, Oomycota, Peronosporomycetes, Peronosporales, Peronosporaceae. Bases 1 to 366 code for a protein of 121 amino acids.